AUGCAACAAAGUGCACUAACUAUUACGAGACAUGAGUCACAGACCAGAGAAGAGGUCAUUAACCCCAUGCAGUGUCAACGACCUGACUCCGCCUCCAAGGCGGACGCUAAUGCGUACACGCAGGAGGCGUCGCCUUCAACUGUUAAGGCCAUACCCUCUUACGCAGCAUUGGUCAAGGAGGGACAAGGGGCCACAGCUAAAGGCGGUGCUAAUAAGGAUUAUAUGUUUCAGUCGUCUACUACAGAAGAUGACAUAAAAGAAUAUCUUACUGAAAAAGGUAUAGAAGCCAUGGGAGUAGAAGUUUUACAAUCAAAAAUGCCAACAAACUUUCGUUCGUUUAAACUCGUAGUUAAGAAGAAUGUUUAUAAGGAAACUUGGUUACACUCUGAUGAAUUAAGUUUAUUAGAUAAUAUUAAUCUCAACUUCUAUACUUUGGGAACCUCUGCCAUGAACCUGGCAAAUUCACAUCAUGGCCGACCCUACGGCGGAGUAGCAAUAUUGUGGCAUAAAAAUAUUAAUGCAACACCAGUAAAAUGUGAUUCACCGAGGCUAACUGCUAUACAUAUUAAAGGCGUUGAUACAAGCAUAUUACUCAUUACUGUAUAUAUGCCUACCGAGUGUAAUGACAAUUUAGAAGAAUUUUCUGAUUGCUUGAGUAAAAUAAUUACAAUUGCCGAUGAGAAAGAAUGUCAUGAUUGUAUAAUUAUGGGAGACUUUAAUGCAGAUCCACAGAGAUUCUUCGGCAAAGAAUUAUUACAGUUCGCAAACGAAAACAUGUUUAGUUGUGUAGAUAUAGAUGAGAUGCCGAAGGAUUCAUAUACCUUUCUUAGCGAUGCACAUAACUCCACGUCAUGGCUUGAUCAUUGUAUGAUAUCUUACUCAUUGAAAAGCCAUAUUAACUCAAUAUCGAUAGAUUAUAAUGUAGACUGGUCCGAUCAUAGGCCGCUAUCAAUUUCACUCAAUUUAAAGAACCUUAACCAUGCCAAAAGCAUCACAGAAAAGCCAAAAGCUUUGCCAAUCACUUGGAAGGCAAAAAGUGACCAAGAAUUAAUAAAAUACGCAAGAGAAGCAGAUCUCAUGUUGCAUAAAAUUAAACCACUAGACGUCACUAACAUUACACAAUUGAGUCGGGAGGUAGCGACAAAGUUAAUAGACAAUAAUUAUGAGCGGAUAGUUUCGUCUCUAAGGGCAGCUGCUAAUCGAGUCUUCGCUCUUAAACCAUCAAACGGAUCGAAGAAGCGCAGAAUACCAGGAUGGAAUGAGCGGGUCAAACAGGCCUAUGCAACAUCGAAAGAGGCUUGUAUCAAUUGGGUUGCCGCAGGUAGACCCUCGACCGGGGUGGUGGCGGAGAAAAGGUCAAGUACUAAGAAAGAUUUCAAGAGGGAAUAUAAAAAAUGCUUGAGAGAUUCCGAGGAAAUCAAGGCCAGCAGGAUAGCACUUAGUCUUCACAAUAAGAACUUUAAUAGCUUCUGGAGACAGACAAAUAAAGCUAUGAAGACAAACAACAAGACGUUGGCUGUUGAAGUUAACGGAAAAUCGGACGAAAGGGAUAUAGCUAAGGAAUUUGCCAGCCAUUUUGGUUUCACAACUAGUCACCCGGCAGACAAAACACCUAUGUCGUGUAGAAUUAUUUCUAUUUCCGCCGCCGAGGUCGAUAAAAUUAUCCAAUGUGAGAACAGAAAUAAGGCGGCAGGACAUGACGGCCUUGUGGCUGAGCAUUUGAUAUAUUCAGGCCCCUACCUACCGACACUGUUAGCCGCUCUGUUUAGCGCUUGUCUCACUAUGUGUCACAUACCAACCGACAUGAUGAAAACCACUGUAGUAUAG
Danaus chrysippus (African queen) is the source of this 1827-nucleotide messenger RNA. NCBI's taxonomy places the organism in Eukaryota, Metazoa, Arthropoda, Insecta, Lepidoptera, Nymphalidae. The record is from the annotation of a GenBank genome assembly.